CCGAGGGGAGGGAGGGAGGCGCCGUCUCGCCCGGCUGCUCCUCCGUCCGCCGGUUCCGCGGCGCUGCCCGGGCAGCAGAGCCGCCGCUGAAGCAAAUGGGGAGGCGGCGCUGAGCGGGCUGCGCUCCGCGGGAGUCGGCAGCCGGGGGCAGCGGCUCGGCGGGCGAGCAAUGCCCCUCACUCCUCUGCUUACGCUGCCCUUCCUCCUUCUCCUCCCGCUCCCGGCUCUGAAGCUUUUGUUUUCCCCGGCCACUGCGAUGGCAGGAAACUUCCCGGAGGGAUGGGCUCAGGCCGGGCUUGUGCUGCGCCGGGCUCCGCAGGGCUCCGGUCACAUCGUGAGAUUAUUUGGGAAGACAAUAAUUAGCUGAAUAAAACAGCACAAGAUGACUUAUGAUUCCUGCUCUUCAUGGGAGCCUGUCUGGAUUGUCCCUGCAGAAUGCUACAGCUUCCUUUCCUUCAUAGUGUUCUCAGCUUGUGGAAUCAUAAACAUCAGUGGAACUUUGGGUGGAAAUACUGACAUGAACUUAAGAACUUUGAUGCUUUCAAACGCUGAAUUUUGAUUGUUGAAUAACCAGUUCAAAACACUGCCUGAUCAAGAUGAAAUGCCUUGAAUACCUUUGGUUCUGCUUUCAUUUUUCCUGAAGCAAUGGUUUUCUCAGCAAUGUUGACGCUGGCCCACUCUGGGACCUCAAAUGCUACUUUCAUAGUUUAUGAAAAUGCCUAUACGAAUUUUACCACCCCCCAGUUCUUGCUUCAUAGUGGCACAACACAGCCGUUGAGAUACGGUUCAGGUGCUGUGCUCACCACUGAGAGAAGUACUUUCCUGGUAAACACCACAGCUAUCCUGCCAUCACAAGAAGUUUUCAGGAGCUUGAGUUUGCCACUCCAGAUCAUUCUUUCUGCUGCUAUGAUAUUCAUCCUCUUGGUUUCUUUCCUUGGGAACUUUGUUGUCUGCCUGAUGGUCUACCAGAAGGCAGCUAUGCGAUCUGCAAUUAAUAUCCUCUUAGCAAGCCUGGCUUUUGCAGACCUGCUGCUGGCAGUGCUGAACAUGCCAUUUGCUCUGAUAACAAUCAUUACCACACAUUGGAUUUUUGGGGAUAUAUUUUGCAGAGUUUCUGCCAUGUUCUUCUGGCUUUUUGUCAUAGAGGGGGUAGCCAUUCUUCUUAUUAUUAGUAUUGACCGAUUUCUUAUCAUAGUUCAGAGGCAAGAUAAACUGAACCCCUACCGUGCAAAGAUUCUUAUUGUGAUUUCCUGGGCAGCAUCCUUUGUUAUUGCUUUUCCGUUAUCAGUAGGGAAUCCUAACCUGCAGAUACCCUCGAGAGCACCUCAGUGUGUUUUUGGCUACUCUACAAGCCCAGGUUACCGAGCCUACGUGAUAAUUAUCUUGCUAAUUUCGUUUUUUAUUCCAUUCCUGAUAAUGCUGUAUUCUUUUAUGGGCAUACUCAACACCGUCCGCCACAACGCAGUUCGUAUCCAUAGCCACCCUGAUAGCAUAUGUCUCAGCCAGGCCAGCAAACUUGGUCUCAUGAGCUUACAGAGACCUUUUCAGAUGAAUAUUGAUAUGAGCUUUAAAACUCGUGCCUUCACAACCAUCUUGAUUUUGUUCCUUGUCUUCAUAGUCUGUUGGGCGCCAUUCACCACUUACAGCCUUAUUGCCACGUUCAACAGCCACUUCUACUACAAGCACAACUUUUUUGAGAUAAGCACUUGGCUCCUUUGGCUCUGCUACCUCAAGUCUGCACUGAACCCACUGAUUUACUACUGGAGGAUUAAGAAGUUUCACGAUGCAUGCUUAGACUUGAUGCCCAGAUUCUUUAAGUUCUUGCCACAGCUCCCUGGCCAUACGAGGCGGCGCAUCCGGCCCAGCGCCAUCUACGUGUGCGGGGAGCAUCGGUCGGUAGUUUGAACCUGCGGCUGCUUUGACAAUGAUUGUUGUUUGCUGGGGUCAUUUGUUUUUUAGGCUUUAGGUUGAAUUUUGUUUUGUUUCAUAUGGCUUUUUCAGUGUGGCCAUAUCUUAUAAAUUGAUUAAAUUUUCAGUACUCUGUGCAAUGUUGGGAAGAUGGAGGGAGGGAAUGUGAUUGGCUGUAGUUAGGUUUACUACCAGAAUACAGUGUAAACAGAAUAACAAAUGUUACCUCUAGGAUUCCAUGGAAAUCCGUUCCUUUAAUGAAAACUAUAUUUGGAACAUCUCGUCAGGUUUAUGCUUACUAGGCCUGCAAUUUUAUCUAAUUGUGGGGACUUUUUUUAUGCUGCUAAGAUACGGUGUAUUUUGUUGGUGUAAUUUUUUUUUUAAAAACUAUUGCUGCUGUCAAUAUAUUAGAGCCAAAAAGUCUCAUUAGAUUAUUUCUAUCUAAUUUAACGAUAUUUCAGAAGUUUCCAUGGUAACAUUAAAAACCUUUUUUUAAAAUAUUUCCAUUAAUACUUUUGUGCACUUUACAAAAUUUUCUGUAUAGUUUGUUCAUUUGAAUAUUUUGUUCUCUAUUGAAGGUGUAUUAUUAUUUGUCUUAUUAUCAUUUGUUAUAUUGGUGAAUUUCAAUGAAAGACCCGUGUGAGCUCUAGGAGGGUGAUUAUUGUCCAUAUAGCUACAUGUAAAGUCAUAGAUUUACUGAUUUUCUAACAAUUGAUCAAAAUUACCUGCUCUGUUAUCAGGAGAGUUAGAAGGAGAAAACAGAGAAAUGAAAGAGAGCCUGAAUCUCAGGUCAUGAUAUUUUCGUAGCUAACACAUGGUUUAGAAAAAGAGUGUUCAUGUUGAAAUUGUUACACCAAAAAGGGUGACUGUAGUUCUUACUUGAGGCUGUUACAAGUUAUCCAAACCUGAUGGCAUGCCUGAAAACCUAUCUGAAAUAGUGAUUUUUGGGCCUGCAGUUUAUACUGUGUUGGUGUAAUGUUGUUUCUGCUUGGAGCUCAUAUAAGGCUAGGUGUGCUCUCCCCUGCUGAAAUCAUGCUGUCAAGCAUUUGUUGGGAUAGGAUUAGAAAUUGUAGGGGAGGCCAGCACACAGAUAGCAAGUUAACCAUAGCAUAGAACAUAGUAAUUACAGGGAGAAAAAUAAUCCUGGGUUUGUUUUGCAAUUUUAAGUAUUGGAUCAAAAUCAUAAACAGUCACAGAACUCCCCUGCCAUCAGCAGAUACACCUUCUACCAGGCUACUCAGAGCCCCAUUCAACUUGGCCUUGAAACUCUUCCAGGGAUGGAAUAUCCACAGCUUCUUUGGGAAAACUGUUCCAGUGCUUCACCACCCUCACAUGGAAGAAUAUCUUCCUAUAUCUUUUAUAAAUCUACUUGCUUUCAGCCAUUACCCCUUAUAACAGUCAGCCAGCAGAGUUUGCUGAGGAUAUAAGUUAAAUUCCCCUUUUCCCUCUGAUAUUACUUCACAUUGAUUUUUCGUUACUUCUUUGUCUCUCUAGUGGCUGCUGCCUCAAGGGUUUACUUGCUGUUCUCAUCUAUUAGGCAUCAGCUUCCCUCCCUAAAAUGCCAAACUACCUUUCUGAUUAAUGUCAGGCUGUGUUGGUAUCCUCCUGGAAAGCAGAGAGACAAAGAUUUUCCUUGAUGAUAGCAAACUAAACUCAGACUCUUUUUUUUUUUUUUUUUUUUUUUUUUUGUCAAUCAGCUGAAUAAAUAUUUAUUGUGAAAUAGGUAGAAUUAAGACUUAGGUUUGGGCUUUACAGCCAUAUCCCCAGUUGCUCUGAGACUGGGAAGAAUGCCUGCAGAAUCAUCUUUUUGGAGCUGUGACUGAGAACAGAGGUAUUGAUGUACAACAAAAAACAGCCAGAGCUGGGGUUUAGGCUUUUCUUGCUUCCAUCUGUUUUUCAGUCCCCCAAAACAUGGGGACCUCUCUGUUGCUGUUGUACCAGAGGAGCAAAAAUAAUAGCAAUUUAUCUACUUCUAUGUAUCCACACAGUCCACAUGUGUAUGAAGGAAAUGCCUUGUCCUAUGUGGGUGUCCAGGGACUGCUGCUUCCUGAGGGCAACAAAAUGUUCACACCCCAGUUUUUUUUAAAGGUCUUCAGUGAAGAACUAAUUUAAGUUAGCUCUGUUCUUCUCAUUGACAGCUAUUGGUAAAACUGUUGUCAUUACUUAAAUUUUAUCCUUCUAAAAGGAAAGACUUUGAAUCCAGUAAUUUAA
Molecule: messenger RNA, 4119 nt
Organism: Oenanthe melanoleuca
Lineage: Eukaryota; Metazoa; Chordata; Aves; Passeriformes; Muscicapidae
Gene: GPR63
Product: G protein-coupled receptor 63
Exons: 4
Coding region: 646-1905 (419 amino acids)
Biological process (GO): G protein-coupled receptor signaling pathway
Cellular component (GO): membrane
Molecular function (GO): G protein-coupled receptor activity
Source: RefSeq, a predicted model, not a curated record